Phytophthora nicotianae INRA-310 is the source of this 93-nucleotide messenger RNA. RefSeq lists its product as hypothetical. The transcript has 2 exons. Bases 1 to 93 code for a protein of 30 amino acids. NCBI's taxonomy places the organism in Eukaryota, Oomycota, Peronosporomycetes, Peronosporales, Peronosporaceae. The record is from RefSeq and is a predicted model, not a curated record.
AUGCAGUUGGACUGCCUGCUCAUGACAUUUUCACGGAAGGAUGAUCAUCGUGAUGAUGAGAAUGAAGACGGAGAAUUUAACCGCAUUGUUUAA